ACACUCGAAGCUUUUUCUCAUUUGUAUCUUUGGCCCUUUUAUGUCCUGCAGCACAUAUAUAUAAGACUAGUCUACAUACUCCAUUUGUUACACCAGCUUUGUCAUCAGUUUUUUUUUUUUGCUUUUCUCUCAUCUCCCGUUUCCAUUCUCUUUUUGGUCUCUUUCUUCGUCUUUUCAAAUGCCGGAAAACAUGAGCAUAUCUGUAAAUGGACAAUCCCAAGUCCCUCCCGGAUUCCGAUUUCAUCCCACAGAAGAGGAGCUCUUGCAGUACUAUCUGAGGAAGAAGGUUUCCUAUGAGAAGAUCGAUUUAGAUGUAAUUCGUGAUGUUGAUCUUAAUAAGCUCGAGCCCUGGGAUAUUCAAGAGAGGUGCAAAAUUGGAACCACUCCUCAGAAUGAUUGGUACUUUUUUAGCCAUAAAGACAAGAAGUACCCCACUGGGACCCGCACGAACCGAGCCACGGCAGCCGGGUUCUGGAAGGCGACCGGCCGUGACAAGGUGAUAUAUAGCAACUGCAGGCGGAUCGGAAUGAGGAAGACUUUGGUGUUUUAUAAAGGGCGAGCCCCUCAUGGCCAAAAAUCGGAUUGGAUCAUGCAUGAAUACAGACUAGACGAUAACAUCGUUGAAGCCAAUGUCUCCAAUGCUAUGGGGGAGGGGACACAAGAAGAGGGAUGGGUGGUAUGUCGUAUCUUCAAGAAGAAAAAUCACCACAAAACCCUAGACAGCCCUGUUAGCUCAUCUCUCACUGCAGAAACCAGGAACCUUAUGUUCAGUUCGAGCAAUGAAGGAGCCUUGGAGCAGAUACUUGAAUACAUGGGAAGGAAUUGCAAAGAAGACAGUGAAGCAAACAACAAUACGAGAUUCCUCAGGCCCAUCGAGACAGCCAUUAGCAGUGGCUACCCUGACUCAUUUAUGAAACUCCCAAGCCUAGAGAGCCCAAACUCCACAAGCAGCCAAAAUUGUUACCAACCCAUGAUAACGGGAAAUGAAGGUUCAAUCACCAACCAGUUGAGUGGAGAUCCCAACUCGGUUUAUCACAAUGACUCAGGGCUCACCAACUGGGCAGCACUUGACCGGCUUGUAGCCUCUCAGCUCAAUGGCCAAACAGAGACCUCCAGGCAGUUAGCCUGCUUCAAUGACCACAACAUGGCCUAUUGCAGCGCCACUGAUCAUCACGAUCUCCAAUUACCAGCCCUUCGAUCAUCAUCGAUAUCCUCCAGCAGGUCUUACCAUGGAACUCAUCAGGAUUAUAACAGCGAAAUAGACCUAUGGAGUUUCACCAGAUCAUCGUCAUCAUCCUUGUCAUCAUCCGAUCCCCUAUGCCACGUGGUGAAUGCUAGUGUAUAACAGAAUAACCCUAUAUAUAAUCAUACCUUAGUUCUUAAAGUCAGAAGGUUAUUAUUACAUCAGUUAUUUUGAUGAAUAUAUAAAUCAUAUAUGAUAUAAAUAAAGUGACAUUUUAUAA
Theobroma umbraticum is the source of this 1463-nucleotide messenger RNA. RefSeq names its product NAC domain-containing protein 43-like. Lineage: Eukaryota; Viridiplantae; Streptophyta; Magnoliopsida; Malvales; Malvaceae. Gene Ontology annotation, biological process: regulation of DNA-templated transcription. The record is from RefSeq and is a predicted model, not a curated record. Gene Ontology annotation, molecular function: DNA binding.